Molecule: messenger RNA, 2234 nt
Organism: Blepharisma stoltei
Lineage: Eukaryota; Ciliophora; Heterotrichea; Heterotrichida; Blepharismidae
Source: the annotation of a GenBank genome assembly
AUGCCUCCUAAAAAGAAAGCAGAACCUAUAGAAUCUUCAAUAGAGCAGUUCAAGGGAGAAGCCCAAGAAAUAGAGCUUGAAGCAAUUGAAUUAACUGAUGAUGUGACUUCUCUUGGAAAUCGGCUAUUUAUCUGCUACUUGAGGCAGCAUUUAAUAGGAAAAGGUGUGCUAAAUAACCAAAUAAUCCAAAUCCAAAUAUAUGGCAGACCUCAAAAUUUUAAGUUGACAAUUACUUUAGAAGCGCAGCUGGAUUCAUUGAGUAUAAAUGAAGAAGCAAGUUUGCCAUAUCUCAUAACAAAAGCCACACAAUUUCAUAUUAAAUCAAAGCCUGAAAUUCCAAAGGAGCCAGAAAAAGAAGUAAAAGUGCUGCCUAUUAGGAUAGGAGGGCUUCACAGCCAACUGCAGAACCUUAAGCAAAUUGUGGAGAUUUCUUUGGUUUGUCCUGAAAUUUAUGAAGAAUUGAAUAUUCCAGCUCCAAAAGGGGUGCUGCUUUAUGGACCUCCUGGGACUGGGAAAACAAUGAUUGCGAGAUAUAUAGCUGAACAAACUAAGGCAAAAUUAAUCAUCUUCAACAACUCAAUUUUUAGCAAGUUUGUAGGGGAAAGUGAGCAAAAAAUCCAUGAGCUAUUUGAUGAAGCCAGGAGUGCAGCCCCGGCCAUAAUUUUUAUUGAUGAAAUUGAUACACUGUGCCCGAAGCGAGAUUCUGGUAUUGAAGAAUACCAAAAAAGAAUAGUUACGACUUUUCUAUCAGAACUUGACGGUGUUACCUCAAACUCUAAAGUAUUAGUAAUAGCUACAACCAAUAGACAAAAUACUUUAGAUGCAGCAUUGAGAAGACCAGGACGCCUUGAUAAAGAAAUAGAAAUUCCAGUCCCUUCAAGAGAUGACAGGCUAGAAAUUAUUACUUUGAUAUGUGAAAAUAUGAAGAAAGUCAGACUGUCAGCUGAAGAAAUGGGCAUGCUGCUUGAACAGACACAUGGAUUCGUAGGUGCUGAUUUGGUAAGUUUGUGCAGAGAAGCAGGAAUUAGGGCGAUUGCAAGGUAUCCUAUAAAGAUUAGAAAUUAUUAUUUAUAAUUGGCAAGCUAUCCCAAUUUUCUAUAUAUAAUUGAUAUUUCUCCCUUAUUAUAAUUAUAAUAUUGUCUCACAGAAAAUAUCAAUUAGGCAAUCAACUAGAAGUGACAUAUGAGGAUUUUAUUGGAGCAUUGUCUGAGGUCUCUCCUAGUGCUUUAAGAGAUCUCAUUAUUGAGGUUCCAAAAGUGAAAUGGAGUGAUAUAGGAGGCUAUGACGAAGUAAAACUACAAAUAAAACAAGCUGUAGAAUGGCCUCUUGAGUAUCCAGAAAAAUUUGAAAAAUUCGCAUUAAGGCCUUCAAAAGGAAUUUUAUUAUAUGGGCCUCCUGGCUGCAGUAAGACAAUGCUCGCCAAAGCUGUAGCAACUGAAUCAAAAAUGAACUUUAUGGCUAUCAAAGGCCCUGAAUUGUUUUCAAAAUACGUCGGAGAAACAGAAAGAUCAAUUAGAGAGAUCUUCAGAAAGGCCAGGAUGUGUGCCCCAAGCAUUAUAUUUAUUGACGAAAUUGAUGCUAUUGGCUCACAUAGAGAAGAAGACAGCUCAGGAGUCAACGAAAAAGUGCUAACAACACUUCUUAACGAAAUGGACGGAAUAGAAGUAUAGGGUUUUCCCCUAGAUAGCCCUUACAGGGCUAUGGAUUCUGUCCGGUAUCCUUUGGUUGGCGGAAUCAGCUCAGUACAUUGGUCGGACCAACUCAAUUGUUGGUUCCACCAACCAAAGGAUUCCAAGCAAAAUCCACAGCCCUGUAAGGACUAUCUCGGGGAAUUCCCUAUACUUAAAGACGUCAUCAUUUUGGCUGCCACUAAUAGGCCAAAUAUUAUAGAUAAAGCUUUAGUUAGACCUGGGAGAAUUGAUAAAAUGAUUUAUAUUCCACUUCCAGAUAGAACUGCUAGAGAGCUAAUCUUGAGCCUUAGCAUGUCCAAAAUGCCUAUUUCUGGCGAUGUUAACAUCACAGAAAUUGCUGGUAUUCUUGAAGGUUACUCAGGGGCAGAAGUCGUUUUAAUCCCAAGAGAAGCUGGAAUUUUAGCUAUCACAGAAAACUUAGACGCAGAAGUUGUGAACAAAAACCAUUUUAUGCAAGCCAUCGCAAAAAUUAAGCCAAGAACCACAAGGGAAGAAAUACAGUUUUAUGAAGCUUUUGAGAGAAAUUUGAAUAAAAUUAAUUAG